AUGCAUCGUGCACACAAGCCUCAUGAUGGCAAACAACGCGAGUCUCCCUCCAUCUGGGACACCUCGGAUGCUUGGGCGGCAUGCGCCAAAGCACUUAGAGACUACGACGAGGACAUAAUCACCCGCUGGAAAGAGGAGAUUGACACCCUCCUGGUGUUUGCUGGUCUAUUCUCCGCCGUGGUUACCACGUUCAACAUUGAGGCCUACAAACUCCUUCAACAGCAGCCAGAGGACUCAUCCGCCGCUUUACUUGCCCAGAUCUCAGCACAGCUGAAAAGUAUUACCUCCGGCUCCAAUAUCACAGACCCAGAGACUACGGCGGUCGUGUCAUUCAAGCCCAGUGCCUUCGCUAUAAGGCUCAACACCCUCUGGUUCUCCUCCCUCGUUUGCAGUCUUCUGUCUGCAUCGCUCGGCCUCCUCGUCAAGCAAUGGCUGCGCGAAUACCUCGCCGGCGCAUCGAGUGUUUCACGCGAGAGCAUCCGAGUCCGCCAAUUUCGGCACGACGGCCUCCGUCGUUGGCACGUCUCCGCAAUCAUCCUCUUCCUUCCCAUCCUCUUGCAAGUUGCACUCCUCCUCUUCUUGGCUGGGCUUCUCGACCUCCUCUGGACCCUCCACCCUGUUGUCGCCUCAGUCGUAACAGCGCUCGUCGCCGUCGCCGUUCUCUUCCACACUGCAACGAUCAUCCUCCCCAUACCCUCCAAGAACGCCGACUGUCCUUACCGUUCCCCCCAAAGCUGGGCUCUCUGCGCGACCGUCCAGGCGGUAAAGCGCGUCGUGGCAUCCGUCGCCACGCACUAUCACGCGCGUCUCUACAACCCCGGCCCCCUUCCCUCUCACCAGUCCCACACCAACGGACACGGCGCCACGACCCCCGACCCCUUCGCAAGCCGCCUCGACCUCCCGCACUUCGUACAAUCGAAACUCGCCGCGACCCUCAGUGCAUACCUGCAUCGUCUCUCCCUCAUUCGCACACACACCUCCUGGCGCGACCGUGAACGGCGCGUUGGCAUGGGCGCGGCCCUCGACGGCGCGACGUUGGCAGGCGCAGACGCCGCGUUUGUCGACGACGCGUUCCUGCGAGCGGUCGUCCGCCCGUGUAUCGCGGACGUCGGCCCGCGCGCCGCCUUCCGCUGCGUCGACGCAAUUUUGCUGCGGCGUGCCCCGCGCGUGCUGAACGACAUGCCAUACUGGGAAACGGCCGACGGCACGCGAAGCAUCGGGGCGCGGCGCGCGGGGGACCCGACCCUAUACACGCUUAUGCAUCUGCUGCUGGACGUGCUUCAGCGGUUGACCGCGGCGCGCGCAGCUGGCGAAGACGACGAUGGGGAUGACGACGGCGAAGACCUUGGACCCUCGCCGCCGGUGUCGUACGUGCGAGAGGACCCGCGCCGGCGGGUGCUCAUGACGAUGGAUCGGCUCGCUCGCGCGAUCCCGUCUCCUCCUGCCGCGAACAUGAAAGGUAGCAGAGAGGCCAGGCAGGUGCACAUGUUGUUCCGCAGGAUUUUCGAUGUCCUCUCGACAGUACUCGCGGCAGAGGUGGCAAGUGCAACGUCGGAGCGUUUCAUCCGCGAACGCGCCUUCAACCUCAUGCUCAAGAUGUUUCCGCGCUUCCAGGAGGUCGGGCCAACUGGCAUCGAAGCAUUCUGUGCAUACGGCGAACGGUCGCGCUCGGAGAAUGCACCGUACCGCUUCGUUCAAGCAACGUACAUGGCUGUGCGCGCUGCUGCCUUGCUCGCACCAUUGCCUUCAACAUCAAGGUCUUCAACAAUCUCGCCUUGCAUACCAGAAACUUCUGGGCAUGAACGCGAGAAAUCUGCGAUAUCCACAACGUCGACAUCAACCUCGAGCACGUCCAUUCUUAAGCCUGAAUCUCUUGACCAAAGUAUAUCUGUCGACUCGUCAAUUAGCGCCUCAUCCACACUCUACGCCGAACCUGAACAAUAUUCCACCUCCACCCCGGGUCCUGCUGGCAUAUCGUCGAUCCCCUCCUCGCCUACAUCUGAUCCCUCCCUCAAUCGUUCCUCGUCUGCUUCUCUCCCCGAGGAAUCACCCUCCGCCUACAUCUCCAUUCGCCCCUCGAUAGUCGCCGCCCUUUCUUCGCUUACCGCGUUCAUGCACGCCCCGACGGCAGAAUUCCGCCCCACACCAGCGACGCUUGCCGAAUGCGCCCAAGCAGCAUUGGCUCUCGCUUCGCGCGACCGCGGCGCUGUGUCUCGUGCACUCGUUGACGCGCUGGGGAACGUUGUGCGCCUCGCGGAGGAGGAUAUUGACAGGGAAAGGCGGCGAGAGGCAGGAGCCGAGGACUCAGGCGCGCGCCACGACAUCGAUGUCGCGGCGCAGGCGGUGAGGGUGUUGAGGACAUUGUGUACGAUGGGCACAGACACAUCCCCACUUGAAUCUAGCAGGCACCCGGACGAUUAG
Epithele typhae is the source of this 2421-nucleotide messenger RNA. RefSeq lists its product as uncharacterized. The record is from RefSeq and is a predicted model, not a curated record. Bases 1 to 2421 code for a protein of 806 amino acids. The transcript is spliced from 3 exons. Lineage: Eukaryota; Fungi; Basidiomycota; Agaricomycetes; Polyporales; Epitheliaceae.